Erinaceus europaeus (western European hedgehog) is the source of this 5320-nucleotide messenger RNA. It is a transcript of the gene NEURL4, whose product is annotated as neuralized E3 ubiquitin protein ligase 4. The record is from RefSeq and is a predicted model, not a curated record. Gene Ontology annotation, molecular function: ubiquitin protein ligase activity. The coding region runs from base 217 to 4893 and encodes 1558 amino acids. Lineage: Eukaryota; Metazoa; Chordata; Mammalia; Eulipotyphla; Erinaceidae. The transcript is spliced from 29 exons.
CACCGUGCCGUAAAGCAAGCCUGCCCGGCCCGGUCGUCCUUCCAUUCCCACCGUGAUAGCGAUUCAUUCCUUUGCCCGGGGAUGUUUCAUUGCCUGGCCGUGCCGUAAAGCACAUCUGCGCCCCCCCCCCCGUCCUGCUCCCUCAGGGUGUCUGUGCACCGCGGUUGCCACGGCGCCGCUAAGCACGGCUGUCGCGCGGCCCCGGUGUCAGCCGAGAUGGCGGCGGGGUCGGGUGGGAAUGGGGGCUCUGGGGGAGGCCCGGGGCCGGGUGGGGGUGGGGGCGGGGGCCCCGGGCCCAGCGGGGGUCUGGGCAGCGGCGGGGAGCUGCACCCGCGCACCGGGCGCUUGGUGAGUCUGUCGGCCUGCGGGCGGACGGCGCGGCGGCAGCAGCCGGGCCAGGAGUUUAACCACGGGCUGGUGCUAAGCCGCGAGCCGCUGCGCGACGGACGCGUCUUCACCGUCCGCAUCGAUCGAAAGGUCAACUCCUGGAGCGGCUCCAUUGAAAUCGGGGUGACGGCGCUGGACCCCGGCGCACUGGACUUCCCGAGCAGCGCCACGGGACUCAAGGGGGGCUCGUGGGUGGUGUCGGGCUGCUCGGUGCUGAGGGACGGCCGCUCGGUGCUGGAGGAGUACGGCCAGGACCUGGACCAGCUGGGCGAGGGCGACCGCGUGGGCGUGGAGCGCACUGCGGCCGGGGAGCUGAGACUCUGGGUCAACGGGCGGGACUGUGGCGUGGCUGCCGCCGGCCUGCCGGCCCGCGUGUGGGCCGUGGUGGACCUGUACGGCAAGUGCACCCAGAUCACCGUGCUCCCCUCCGAGCCGGGCUGCGGCCCCCCCGCCCCCGUGCCCGCAGCCCCCCUCGAGCCCGCCGCCCCGCCUGAAGAUUCCGCAGCGGCUGAGCCGGGGACCUCGGGGGACGAAGCCUUCAUGGUGUCCCCAGUGCAGCCCCGGCCGGAGACGUUUCCUAACAGCCUUGAGUCGCAUAAUGACUUUUCCGGCAUGGAGCUGUCCGAGGUGGUGAGCAAUGCCAUCCUGUCUGCCUACAACGGGGGGCUCCUCAACGUGAACCUGAGUUCCCCACCCGCAGGGGAAGGGUUGGGGCCCAUCGGUGCUGCCACCUCGCCCGUCCUCACUUCCAACGACGCCCUGCUCUUCCACGAGAAGUGUGGAACUCUCAUUAAACUCAGCAACAACAAUAAGACAGCCGAGCGCCGCCGGCCCCUGGAUGAAUUCAACAACGGGGUCGUCAUGACCAACCGCCCGCUUCGAGACAACGAGAUGUUUGAGAUCCGUAUCGACAAGCUCGUAGAUAAGUGGUCAGGCUCGAUUGAGAUUGGCGUCACCACCCACAACCCCAACAAUUUAGAGUACCCAGCCACCAUGACCAACCUCCAGUCAGGCACCAUCAUGAUGAGUGGCUGUGGCAUCCUGACCAAUGGGAAGGGCACCCGCCGGGAGUACUGUGAAUUCAGUCUGGACGAGCUGCAGGAGGGUGACCACAUUGGCCUCACAAGGAAGUCCAACUCUGCUCUACACUUCUUUAUCAAUGGCAUUGAUCAGGGUGUAGCUACUCCAUUAACACCCCCGGUGGUGUACGGUGUGGUCGACCUGUAUGGGAUGGCCGUGAAGGUGACCAUCGUCCAUAACAACAACCACAGUGACCGUCUGCGCCGGAACAAUGCUAUCCUGCGGGCACUGUCCCCUGAGGGUGCUCUCCGCCGCUCCGCCCCUGUCACCCAGGCAGAACCCGAGCGCCUGCUCUUCCACCCCAACUGUGGGCAGAAAGCGGCCAUUACCCACGAGGGCCGCACCGCCUUGAGGCCCCAUGCCACUGAUGACUUCAACCACGGCGUGGUGCUGAGCAGCCGAGCCCUGCGGGACGGAGAGGUGUUCCAGGUGCGCAUCGACAAGAUGGUGGACAAAUGGGCUGGCUCCAUUGAGAUUGGUGUCACUACCCACAACCCUGCCUACCUCCAGUUGCCCUCCACCAUGACCAACUUGCGCUCUGGGACCUGGAUGAUGACGGGGAACGGAGUGAUGCAUAAUGGGACAACCAUCCUGGAUGAAUACGGGCACAACUUGGACCGCCUCAAGCCCCCCUUCUUCCAAGGCAGGGGACACGGUGGGCGUGGUGCGGCGGGAGGACGGGACUCUUCACUUCUUUGUCAAUGGGAUGACUCAGGGCCCUGCUGCCUGGAAUGUGCCUCCCGGUGUCUAUGCUGUCGUCGACCUCUACGGCCAGGCGGCCCAGGCCACCAUUGUGGACGACAGGUACCCCCAAUCCCUGAGCCACUCCCUGAGGGGAACAACCAGGUAUCUCCAAGCUCCCCGUCGUCAGGGGCUGGGGGUUCCGACCUGCGCUUCCACCAGCUGCAUGGCAGUAACGCGGUCAUCACUAACGGGGGCCGCACUGCGCUCCGCCACAACUGCCGCAGUGAGUUCAACGACGCCAUCGUCAUCUCCAGCCGGGCCUUACGGGAUGGAGAGUUAUUUGAAAUUGUCAUUCAGAAGAUGGUAGACCGCUGGUCAGGCUCCAUUGAGGCUGGUGUGACCGCUAUUCGGCCGGAGGACCUUGAAUUUCCCAAUACCAUGACAGACAUUGACUACGAUACAUGGAUGCUGAGUGGCACGGCCAUCAUGCAAGACGGGAACACAAUGCGCAACAACUACGGGUGUGACCUGGACGCACUGGGCACAGGUGCGCGCAUCGGCAUGAUGCGAACUGCCAAGGGCGACCUGCACUACUUCAUCAACGGCCAGGACCAAGGCGCUGCCUGUUCAGGCUUACCUCCGGGUAAAGAGGUGUAUGCGGUAGUGGAUCUCUACGGCCAGUGUGUCCAAGUGUCCAUCACCAGUGCCACCGGUCCCAUGGACAACAGCCUGGCAACCAGCAACACUGCCACGGAGAAGUCAUUCCCCCUGCAUUCCCCAGUGGCUGGUGUGGCUCAUCGAUUCCACGGUACUUGUGGCAAGAACAUCACCCUCGAGGAGGAUGGCACAAGGGCAGUUCGUGCCACUGGCUAUGCCCAUGGCCUCGUCUUCAGCACCAAGGAGCUCAAGACUGAGGAAGUCUUUGAGGUAAAAGUGGAAGAGCUAGACGAGAAGUGGGCAGGAUCCCUCCGGCUGGGGCUGACCACACUGGCACCUGGAGAGAUGGGGCCUGGAAUAGGUGGUGGCCCAGGGCUGCCUCCCUCCCUGCCUGAGCUCAGGACUAAGACCACAUGGAUGGUGUCAAACUGUGAAGUGAGGCGUGACGGGCAGCUCCAGAGGAUGAACUAUGGCCGGAACUUGGAGAGGCUGGGGGUGGGGAGCCGUGUGGGCAUUCGGCGAGGGGCCGAUGACACGAUGCAUAUCCUGGUAGAUGGAGAGGACAUGGGGCCCGCAGCCACUGGCAUUGCCAAGAAUGUGUGGGCCGUGUUGGAUCUCUACGGGCCAGUUCGCAGUGUGUCAGUUGUCAGCUCCACAAGGCUAGAGGAGCCGGAAGGCACCCAGCCACCUUCGCCCAGCUCAGACAUCGGCAGUGAGGGCGAGGAAGACGACGAGGGCGAGGAGCAUGGCCUGGGAGGCCAGAAUCAAAUGGCCAUUGUGCCCACAGCCCUUGAGUUCCUGGAGAACCAUGGGAAGAACAUCCUCUUGUCCAAUGGAAACCGCACAGCUACACGAGUGGCCAGCUACAAUCAGGGCAUUGUGGUCAUCAGUCAGCCCCUGGUGCCCCAGCUGCUGGUUCAGGUACGGAUUGACUUCCUGAACCGCCAGUGGACAUCUUCCCUUGUCCUGGGAAUCAUCACCUGUCCACCAGAGAGACUUAACUUCCCUGCCUCAGCCUGUGCCCUCAAACGGGCAGCCUGGCUGCUGCGGGGCCAUGGCGUCUUCCACAACGGUCUCAAGAUCUGUGAGAAGUUUGGGCCAAAUCUGGACACAUGUCCUGAAGGCACCAUCCUGGGACUGCGACUGGACAGCUCUGGAGGGCUGCACCUCCACAUCAAUGGACUGGACCAGGGGGUGGCUGUGCCAGAUGUCCCGCAGCCCUGCCAUGCUCUCGUGGACCUCUACGGGCAGUGUGAGCAGGUGACAAUCGUCAGCCCUGAGCCAGGAGCUACUAGUGGGAAGAGUGUUGGAACCCAGGGAGACAUGGAGAAGGCUGACAUGGUGGAUGGCAUCAAGGAGAGUGUGUGCUGGGGCCCAUCACCCACCACGAGUCCUCUCAAGAGCUGUGAAUACCAUGCCCUUUGCUCCCGAUUCCAAGACUUGCUACUACUUCCUGAGGAUUAUUUCAUGCCUCCGCCGAAGCGCAGCCUGUGUUACUGUGAGUCUUGCCGGAAGCUGCGAGGAGAUGAGGCCCACAGGCGCCGAGGGGAGCCCCCCCGGGAAUAUGCCCUGCCCUUCGGCUGGUGCAGAUUCAACCUCAGGGUGAAUCCACGCCUGGAGGCCGGGACACUAACCAAGAAGUGGCACGUGGCAUAUCACGGGAGCAAUGUUGCAGCUGUCCGGCGGGUGCUAGACCGAGGGGAGCUGGGAGCAGGAUCUGCCUCCAUCCUGAGCUGCCGGCCUUUGAAGGGAGAACCUGGGGUGGGAUUCGAGGAGCCUGGAGAGAACUGUGCACCUCCAAGGGAGGAGCAGCCCCCUCCAGUGCUGCUCUCUCCCUCCCUCCAAUACGCUGGGGCCGAGACUCUGGCAUCCAAAGUGCAAUUCCGGGACCCCAAAUCCCAGCGGACGCACCAGGCCCAGGUGGCAUUCCAAGUGUGCGUGCGCCCAGGCUCCUACACUCCGGGUCCCCCUUCUGCUGCCCUCAGAGAACCUCCAGACCCGCACUUCAGCCCAGCCGAACUUGAGUGGGUGACCAAGGAGAAGGGGGCCACACUCCUCUAUGCCCUGCUGGUCCGGGUGGAAUGAGGAAUGAGACCUCGCGACUACAAGCACAGGUGGGCCCUGGGCCCAGGACUCGGAGCGACGACUGCCUCCACCUCAUUCCAGAUGCACAUGCACGGCAUGCAGACGCACAGGAGCAUGUGGGCGGCUCGGGUUAGGCGGCGGGCGGGGCCCAGCCCCGCGUCCCGGCCCCAGGCCCUGGGUCGCCCCUCUUCAUGCACUGAUUUGGGGAACACGACUCCCUGUCCCCCCACCCCGUAUCACUUAAUUUAUUUCCGUUUUUGUUCCUGGUUACUGUGAAUCCCAGAGGAGUCUCCCUGUGCCCCACACGAAGCUGCUUUCCCGAGGGCCGGCUGGGCGGGAGUGGGGAAGGGCGGGCGCGAGGGAGGGGCCCUCUGUACAGUCGUUACUCUGAUUUCUAAGGAGCCAAUAAACACCGUCUCGGAACCCA